Messenger RNA from Psammomys obesus (fat sand rat), 700 nucleotides. It is a transcript of the gene Amelx, whose product is annotated as amelogenin X-linked. The transcript is spliced from 7 exons. The record is from RefSeq and is a predicted model, not a curated record. Bases 38 to 700 code for a protein of 220 amino acids. Lineage: Eukaryota; Metazoa; Chordata; Mammalia; Rodentia; Muridae. Gene Ontology annotation, biological process: multicellular organism development.
AAAGUAACUCAGAGCUCAUUCAAAGAACCAUCAAGAAAUGGGUACCUGGAUUUUGUUUGCCUGCCUCCUGGGAGCAGCUUUUGCUAUGCCCCUACCACCUCAUCCUGGAAGCCCUGGUUAUAUCAACUUAAGCUAUGAGGUGCUUACCCCUUUGAAGUGGUACCAGAGCAUGAUAAGGCAGCCGUAUCCUUCCUAUGGUUACGAACCCAUGGGUGGAUGGCUGCACCACCAAAUCAUCCCUGUGCUGUCUCAACAGCAUCCUUCCCCGAGUCACACCCUUCAGCCUCAUCACCACCUCCCAGUGGUGCCAGCUCAACAGCCCGUGGCCCCCCAGCAACCAAUGAUGCCAGUUCCUGGCCACCACUCCAUGACUCCAACCCAACACCACCAGCCAAACAUCCCUCCAUCUGCCCAGCAGCCCUUCCAGCAGCCCUUCCAGCCCCAGGCCAUUCCACCCCAGUCUCAUCAGCCCAUGCAGCCCCAGUCACCUCUGCACCCCAUGCAGCCCCUGGCACCACAGCCACCUCUGCCUCCACUGUUCUCCAUGCAGCCCCUGUCCCCCAUUCUUCCUGAGCUGCCUCUGGAAGCUUGGCCAGCGACAGACAAGACCAAGCGGGAAGAAGUGGUGUUUUCCCCUAUGAAGUGGUACCAGGGCAAUUCAAGGCAUCCGCUUAACAUGGAAAGCACAACAGAAAAAUAA